Macrosteles quadrilineatus (aster leafhopper) is the source of this 1203-nucleotide messenger RNA. RefSeq lists its product as uncharacterized. Bases 14 to 904 code for a protein of 296 amino acids. The transcript has 7 exons. Lineage: Eukaryota; Metazoa; Arthropoda; Insecta; Hemiptera; Cicadellidae. The record is from RefSeq and is a predicted model, not a curated record.
GACAACAGUAAACAUGUGUCGUAGUUGGUAUCCACUAGUGCUUGUUGUCUUAGUUCAACUUUCGGCGGCAUCAGAUCCACUUAACCAGCUCGAAUUAACAGCAAGAUGGGGAAAUCCCUUCAACGCCUAUUUCCCGCUGCCGCUGACGUUGCGAGAGGCCACUGCGGCUGACGGGCGAGAGCGGUGGCAUGUGGCUCAUCAAGACACUGACCUGAGGACGAGCUUCGUGUCUCACAAAAACGACCCGAGAUUCUUCAUAAUGUACGACAAGAAGGGUACAAUCGCAGGAGUCACUUUUGGAUUUGACAAGAGUGACGUGAACCGAGUUAUGGGGCUGAAUGAGGAUCACAUGUACAUUUUCCCUGACACUAUGUUCCGUUCACCCCAAGACAACAAACCCAUAUGGACCAAGGAUCUGUGGCAUUACACAGUGCUGUUUGCUCAUCCAGAUCAGAUACGGACGACCGGGAUAGUCGAUGACGUCAUUAAUCAGCUGUUCUACUAUGCAGACUCCAAGUGGAACUCAGUGCCAUUGAGGGAGGAAGAUGUGAAUUUUCCUUUGCGGCACCAAGGAUGCUACAACGGCAUGGGUCAACACUACUUCCACAACACUGAUGACAAAACAUCUUGCAGCGAAUGGCAGGGUGCAUUCUUCACUUACCAUCGAGGGGUUUUGGCAGGGUUCGGCGUAGCCGUAUUUGGAUCUUUCCUAGACACCUACUACACCCAAACCUACUACGAGUAUCCUACCUUUGAUGUUGUUAGGAGAAUGUUGCCCAACCGACCACGUUGCAUGGACAAAUGGUUGCCAUUCACGGGGAUCACCUCCGUCCAUGUGUUCCUAGUGAAACAAGCUGCCAAGAUCACUUGUCCCGCCAUUGACAUCGAUAUACUUACUUUAUAACGUCAACACAAUCGUUUUGGUUUGUUAUAAGCUAUUGUAGCUUGUUCUCGCGUUUGUCCUGUUAUAUACACAAUGAAUUGGGAAAGUAUGUAACCUAAGUAUAUUUUGUUGACGGAAAGUAAAUAAAAGAAACGUCUUAUAACACUUAAAACAUAUAUUUACGCUUAUACUGUUACUCACAAGACGGUAAAUAUACAAAAACGAUGGUAAGUGGUGAUCGAUUUCGAUUGGACACUCCAAUCAUCAUCAGACCCAAUAGGCGAAUGACAAGAAUCUUGAAUGGCGUCCCUACUUAUACC